AUGAUCAGAAAAAUACACUCAAUAUUUCACCCCAGUUCCCGCAGGAGUAGCCUGACUGAUGGGAUUCCAGUUUAUGAUGGCUGUGAAGUCCGGUUGAUUCGUAGCACCUCUAUGUAUGUUCUUGGAGGUGAGGAGCAGGAAUUCUGUGAGCCCUUGAAAAAAUGCAAAAGCACCACCAGCAUAGACUCAGCUGCUUGCCUCCAACUCAAGGAGGAAGAAAGAGCAUGGAUGUACUCCAAGACCCAAGACUGUUUGCAGUACUUACAAGAUCUGUUAGCUUUGAGGAAAAAAUACAUUGAAAACAUCAAAGAUUUGAAAUCUACGGACAAAGCACAUGAAGUUUCCCCGAUAUCUACAAAAUCUUCCAAGGCAAGAAAAAAGCCUCAAGCCCCAAUUCCUCCCAUACAAUCCUCCAAGAACUCAACAGAGAGGAAAACCUCACCGCUCGCUUCAGACGUAAGGGAGGCAAUUGCCUAUUUUGACUCAGUUAUAGCAGAGUUGGACGCAGAGAGGCAGCGGAAAGUUGUUGUGAGGGAUUAUCGACAUGCAGAUGUUGAUUUUGAUGUGAUCACUAGCUCACGAGAACACAGCUUACAUUCCAACUGGAUUCUUCGUGCCCCUCGGAGAAAGUCCCAAGAUACCGUUCAAGCAUCAAGGAAAGCAAGCCAAUCAAAAAGAAACAGCCAAGAAAGAACAAUCAGCUCCAGAAAGAAAUUGGAAAGAUAUCCUAUUUAUCUGCCUAAAGCUGUGGAGGGAGCAUUCAACACUCUGAAAUUUAAACCCAAAAAUGUGCCCAAAGGAACAGCUCUAGCCUGA
Molecule: messenger RNA, 816 nt
Organism: Eublepharis macularius
Lineage: Eukaryota; Metazoa; Chordata; Lepidosauria; Squamata; Eublepharidae
Gene: C1H13orf42
Product: chromosome 1 C13orf42 homolog
Exons: 3
Coding region: 1-816 (271 amino acids)
Source: RefSeq, a predicted model, not a curated record